AUGGCAUCUGGUGGAAAACCCAUACCCAUAGUUGACGAGGAGGAAAGUGAAGAGGAGACUGUUCUUUCAGAGGAAGGUGAGGGAAAACGACUGAAAACGCAGACAAAGAAAGGCAUGGAACAGUUUUUGACAUUUCUUAAGAAAUAUAGUUCUCAAGAACAAAAGGCAUGGACAAUGAUUGAAGAAAUCUUAGUUGAUAUAGAUGAAAAUAUAGACCAGAAGAAUUUUAAAGACUUACGCAAAAUUAAAGCAGAGCUUCAGCAAUUUAAACGUACUUACUUUGAUUGUGCAAAUGACUUUCUUUCAUUUCUUAAAAGAACAAACACAAGAGAAAGUAAUGAAGAAUUUUCUAUUCAAGAACCAAGAUUUCGUAAACGUUCUGACAUCAUAGAUCAGCUCAUGAACCGUAUUGAGGACGCCCUUCUAGACGCAGCAGAUACCAUAUCACGAGCAAGUGGUUCCGAAGGAUCCCGAUCACAGAGUAGAAGUUCUGUCAGUGAAAUGUCAAAGUCUCGUGUUCUGUUAAGACAGAAGGCAGAAGCAGAAAAGGCUAAAUUAGCUUUCGUCAGACAGCAAGUUGACCUUCAAACCGAGAAGUCAAAAAUUGAAGGACAAAUACAAAUUCUGAAUCAAACGUGUUCAGCAGCAAUCGCGGAUGCAGAAGCCAAAGUGUUCGAAAGAGAAGAAAGUGAAACCAAAAGUGAAAGAAAUUCCAUCUUAGAUGAGCUACCCAAAGACAGAGGUCAGCGUGUUGCAGAUUAUGUGGAAAGUGUUUCUCGAGAUCAAGAAUCAAGUGUUAGAUUACGUGUGAACCCAAAAAUCGUUCAACCAAUUCCCUCAAGUUAUAACUUUGAUGUUCCUUUAACUCGACCAAAGGAGGAUUCAGUGGAAACUGUGACUAAAUUCUUGUUAAGGAAGGAAGUGUUGUUAUCCCGGUUUAGUAACUUUGAUGAUGAACCAGAGGCUUACAACGCAUGGAAACUAAACUUUACCUCAAUCAUAAAGGACCUGCAGAUUUCAGAAUUCGAGGAACUUCAGUUACUUGUGAGAUGGCUAGGACCGGAGUCCUCUAAACAUGCAGCGGACAUCCAACAAGCAAACGCCGGAAAUCCUGGAAGGGGACUACGUCAGAUUUGGGCAAGAUUAGAUGAGAGAUAUGGGGCAAUCGAACUCAUCGAUGAUUCAUUAAAAUCGAAGUUGGCCGCUUUUCCACAACUUACGAUAAAGGACCCUAAAGAACUUUACAAACUGUCUGAUCUACUGACACAAGUGGAUGGUGUGAAGAAGAAUCCUAAAUAUUCAGCAGCAUUAUCCUAUUAUGACACCUCUCUUGGAAUUGCACCAAUAGUAAGCAAACUUCCGUAUCAAUGGAGAGAAAAAUGGAUCAACAGGGCCUCAGAAUAUAAGGAGUGUCAUAGUGUUCCAUACCCACCAUUUACAUACUUUGUGAAAUUUAUACAAGACUUAUGUCGUGUGAGAAACGACCCUGGAUUUCAGUUCAGUGAACCAACAAAGAAAGAGACUAAAACCAAAAACACUGGACAGAUUCGUUCCAGAAAAACUGAUGUUAAGCCUAGCAAGUCAACAGGACAAAGAAAAUCAUGCUUUUUAGAACAUAGAGUUGAAUCCAAUCAUAAUAUCAAAGACUGCCGUAAGUUUCGUACCCUUCCUAUCGGUUCAAGGAAAAAGCUUCUCAAGGAAAAUGGAAUUUGCUUUAGAUGUUGUGAUUCCAAAGAACACUUAGCAAGAGACUGUAAUGUGAAAUUAAAGUGUGACAUGUGUCAAAGUUAUAGACAUUGUGGUGCCUUACAUGUUAACAGUUCCCAGGGUGGGGAGGAUAAGGAAAAUUCGCAUGGCGGGGAGAACAGUAUAUCAUCUUUUACAACUAACUGUACUCAAGUCUGCUCACCCGCAUUCAGUGGCAAAUCUUGUGCAAAGAUUAUUUUAGUGAACAUUUUUCCAGUUGGCCGCGAAGAUUUAAAGAAAAGAGCAUAUGUGAUUCUCGACGACCAAAGCAGCAGGACACUUGCGAAGUCAUCAUUCUUUGACAAGUUCGGAAUCAAGGGACAAGAAAUUUCAUAUACAUUGUCAUCAUGCAGUGGUUCGGCCAUGGUCUCCGGGAGACAAGCCUUUGAUUUCGUUGUAUCUUCAAUACAGAGUGGCGAACAAAUACACUUACCAUCAAUUAUUGAAUGUGAUGACAUCCCUGUUUCAUACGAGGAGAUUCCAACCCCAGCUGUAGUUAAACCAUACAAACAUUUAUCAGACUUGGAGUCUGAGAUCCCACCAAUAGACGAUAAAGCAGAAGUGAUUCUUAUUGGACGGGAUGUUCCCAGUGCUCAUCAUGUGCUGGAACAAAAGAUUGAUAAACCAAACCUACCUUUCGCACAGCGACUUCCCUUAGGCUGGGCCGUUAUAGGAGAAUGUUGCCUAGGUAGAGUACACAGACCACAACAUGUGGUUGUGAACAAGACUCAGAUUUUAACAUCUGGACGAGGAACUCAUUUUACCCCAUGUUCAUCAAAUCUGAGAAUUUCAACAUAUCAAGAUGAUACAGACAUUCAGUGUUCGUGUGAGAAUGGAAUUCAGCUUUCUCAGAUCUUUGAACGCACCAAAGACGAUAACAUUCCAGGAAUGUCAAUCGAGGACAGAGAAUUCUUAGAAAUCAUGAAGGAAAAGUGUCAUAAAGAUGAGAAAGGACAUUGGUCAGCUCCGUUACCAUUCAAGUUAAACAGAAAUAGACUACCUAACAACAGAGAACAAGCGUUGAAAAGGACUUAUUCACUGCUGAAAACUUUUAAGCGUGAUCCUGUGAAAAUGAACUUAGCCAUAAAGUUUAUGGAAAAUGUGUUUGAUAAUGGAUUUGCAGAGGAAGCUCCAGAGGUCCAAGAGGGAGAAGAAUGUUGGUAUCUUCCCAUAUUCCCAGUAUUCCAUCCAAAAAAGCCCAACAAGAUCCGUAUGGUUUUUGACUCUUCAGCCAUUUAUCAAGGACAUUCAUUGAACUCUUCCUUACUUCAAGGACCGGAUCUUACUAACAAUCUACUCGGCGUACUUUUGCGUUUUCGUAAGGAGCGUGUCGCCAUCACUGGAGAUAUAGAACAGAUAUUUCAUAUGUUUCACAUUGAUGAAGAACACAGAAAUUUCGUUCGUUUCAUAUGGUUUAGAGACAAUGAUCCUACCAAGUCUCUUCAAGACUACAGAAUGUGUGUACAUCUAUUCGGGAAUUCACCGUCACCCGCUGUCACCACAUAUUGUCUCCACAAAUGUGUAGAAGAACCUUGUGAUAGUGAUGUGAAAUAUUAUGUUACAAGAAACUUCUAUGUUGAUGAUGGACUGUCGUCUUACAAUACAGACAAUGAAGCUUUAGAUAUUUUGUUAAGAACACAGGAAAUUCUAAGAGAUAGAGAUCUCAAAGAUGUACCAGAAACAAAGCGUGGUGUGCUAUCUUGUUUACAUAGCCUGUUCGAUCCUAUAGGAUUCCUGUCACCUGUCAUUUUGGCUGGAAAAUUUAUUUUUCGUGACAUUACACAGUUACAACUUGGAUGGGAUGAUCCUCUUCCUAGAGACAUAAUCCUGCGUUGGCGGUCAUGGCGAAGCUCUCUUCAUCACCUAUGCAAUGUGAAGAUACCUAGGCGAUAUGUUGCAGUAUCUAUGAAAAAUGCUGAAAAGAUCGAGCUCCACACCUUUGCUGAUGCAUCUGAAAAAGCUAUAUCUGCUGUUACCUACAUCAAAGUUACAAACACUGGAGAAACCUACAUAGGAUUUGUAACCGGAAAAUCUAAACUAGCUCCUCACCAUGGACAUACAGUUCCAAGACCAGAAUCCGGCUGA
Magallana angulata is the source of this 3831-nucleotide messenger RNA. RefSeq lists its product as uncharacterized. The transcript is spliced from 3 exons. NCBI's taxonomy places the organism in Eukaryota, Metazoa, Mollusca, Bivalvia, Ostreida, Ostreidae. The record is from RefSeq and is a predicted model, not a curated record. The coding region runs from base 1 to 3831 and encodes 1276 amino acids.